Molecule: messenger RNA, 1110 nt
Organism: Symbiodinium necroappetens
Lineage: Eukaryota; Dinophyceae; Suessiales; Symbiodiniaceae
Source: the annotation of a GenBank genome assembly
AUGGCGCUUACCGAGGCCUUCGCCCUAGGUGCCGCGCCGCCCGUGGCGCCUGUGAGCAGGUGCGCACGCGGCGAGACUUCCUUCGGCAGGGCCUCGGGGCCUUGGCACGCCAUGCCCGAAGCCUCGGAGCGAGGGAUGCCGCCGGUGCUUGCCGUGGCUGCCACUGCCUUGUUGACAGGCGCCCUGGCGAAGAGACGGAUGGCGGACGCUCGGGCGGCCGCAGUGGCGCUGAGAGCCAAGGUCACCUUGAACGAGCCGUUGUUCAGCGAGGAGGCCUGGUCAGAUGACGUUCCCAGUGAGCUGCGGGUGCAGGACCUGGAUAUCGGGCAGGAGCUUACGGGCAUCGUCGUGAGAGUUGUGGAGGAGCUCGGAUGCUUCGUGGAUGUGGGUGCCGACAGACAGGGGCUUGUUCAUCGGUCCAAGAUCUCGAAGAGCUAUGUCCCCGUGCUUUCAGAGGCAGUGCAGACGGGCCAGACUGUCAAGGUUUGGGUCCGAGCAGUAUCCCCGCAAGGCCGCCUUGACCUCACCAUGGUUGAUGAGAAUGCCGAGGACGAGAGCCUCAGGCCUUUCAAGGAGGUGAGCGCAGACGAGUGGUUCGAGGCAGAGAUCACCGGGCUGAGCAAUGCCGGCGCCUUCGUGCGAGUCCAACCCCCUGGUGGCGGUGAGUUGGUGGACGGCUUCAUCCCCAUAAGCCAGAUCCAGGAGGGCUUCGUGGAGCACCCAGCUGAUGUCCUCGAGGUGGGACAGACAGUUCAGGCACGAGUCACCGACGCGACUUCGAGGCUCAAGCUUUCGAUGCGGAAGGUCUUCGCCAGGCUUCGCUUGGAAGAUCAGGACGUGUCAUCGCUUCUUGACGUCUCCCCAGACACGUGGUUCACUGGCACGGUGGACCAUGCAGCUCCCUUUGGAGUGUUCGUGAAGAUCCCCUUUCCGGACAACUCGGGAGAGGGCAUGGGCCUCGUUCACAUCUCGGAAAUCCGAGAUGGACGGGUUGGGGACCCAGCGGCCGAAGUUGAUGAGGGACAGGAAGUCCAAGUCAGAGUGAUCCAGGUGGACCCCGGCACGAAGAGGAUCUCCCUGUCAAUGAAGCCCAUGCCUGAAGCAUACUGA